This is a messenger RNA of Cadophora gregata, 327 nucleotides long. RefSeq lists its product as uncharacterized. The coding region runs from base 1 to 327 and encodes 108 amino acids. The transcript is spliced from 2 exons. NCBI's taxonomy places the organism in Eukaryota, Fungi, Ascomycota, Leotiomycetes, Helotiales, Ploettnerulaceae. The record is from RefSeq and is a predicted model, not a curated record.
AUGACGGCUGAUGAUAUAACCCGACUCACUUCGAAGGUGAAGGACCCAAGUACGGCCUGGGAGAGACUUCGUGCAACUCAGUUCGUGAAGUUCGCAAAGGAGGUUGACGAGAAGGUCAACCGGAAGUAUUGGACUGAGAAGAUUGUAUGGAGAUCUGUAAUGGAAGGUGCCUGGGUGCAAAGGGCAGUUGUACCUUAUGACGCUGAAGUGUUGCGAAUGGGGAAUGCUUUCACGUUGGAUCCAUACCAGCGAGAGGGACUUCAAAGCCAAUUGAGAAAUAUCAUUAAUAAGAGGUUUCAUCCGAUCACACUUGUAGAGGCAUACUGA